AGUAGUGUAAAUAGACUUCAUUUAGUACUCCAUGCAUGUGUCUAAACAUUCGAUGUGAUGUUUUUGGGUGUAAAAACUUGAUCUAAACAAGGCCUUGGUACAGUGCAGUGGCACUACUUUCACUUUGGAGCUACCUUUUAACCUACAUUUACGGCGCUUUGUUGUGGAAGCCAAGUGGAUUAACCCAUGGUACGUUGUUUUUUUUUUGCAUGCAAUCAUAUAAAUAUUUUAUAAAUGAAUUGUAGAAGCAUUUUAAAUCUGAAAAGUUUUCGCUAUUAAAAAGUUUAAGAUUUAGAAAUGUUGAUAAACUUUCGUUUGCAAUGCUUUUAAUCUGAAGACUUUCCAGUACGUGUUCAAAUUGUAAGUGUAUCUUCUAUUCUAAUGUAAUAUUUAUGCAAGCGAAUUAUAAUAGAGCCUUGAAUUUCAAAAUUUGUUCUGCAGCAAAGUUGUUGUUUUGGAAAUUUUGAGCAAUUUUUGCAUUCGAUACUUUUAAAUUCGAAGCCAUUUCUAUCGGUGUUCUAGUUGUAGGUUCAACAAAUCUUAUAUGAAAUAAAAGAUGAGCUGAGCAUUUUGAAAUAUAGGUACUAGUACUUUUCAAGGGCCCACUCAUGGUUAGUCGUUGCCAUCCCACAACUAACCCCCUUCAAUUUAUGCCCCUUAAAUAGUCCUCACUCCCUCCGAUCCUCGUACUGAGCUUAACGAAUAGAGCCAUUCUACAUGGCCGUGGUAGCUGCCGCCGCUAUGCUUCAUCCGAGAGCAUGGACACCGGUCGUCAGCUACGGCGGCGAGCUCGCCAGCUCGCUGACUAGUAGCCCAGUUCGCGUCCUGAUGGCGGCCGUGAUCCUGUGCGCCGGCGCCGUGGCGGUUCUGCGGCGCGCACGCCGGCUGCGGGACGUGUACCUCGUGGACUACGGCUGCUUCCUGGGCGAGCCACAGCACCGGGUGCCGACCGCGACGGCCACGGAGCACGCGCGCCUGAUGCCCUACCUCGUCGACGGCGAGAGCCUCGACUUCAUGCUCCGGCUGCACGAGCGGUCGGGCAUCGGCGAGGAGACCAGUAUCCCGGACUCCCUGCGCUACAUGCCGCCCGACCGCGGCGUCGCGGCGUCCUGCGCGGAGGCCGAGCUGGUCAUCUUCGCCGCCGUCGACAGCGCGCUCGCCCGGGCCGCCCCCGCCCUGCCGCGCGGUGCCGCGGACAUCGACGCGCUCGUCGUCGCCUGCAGCUUCACCACGCUGGCGCCCGAGUUCGCGGACCUCGUCGUGAACCGGUACGGCCUGCGCGCCGACGUGCGGACCGUGAACCUGUCCGGGAUGGGGUGCAGCGGCGCGCUCAUCUGCGUCGGCCUCGCUAAGAACCUCCUGCAGGUGGCGCCGCCGGGGACGCGCGCCCUGGUCGUGACCACCGAGCUCCUGUCGUCGAUGUUCUACCCCGGGACCAAGCGCGAGAUGCUCGUGCCCAACGUGCUCUUCCGCAUGGGCGCCGCCGCCAUCGUCAUGUCCAACUCGCCGGAACGUGCCCGAUUCCGGAUCGGCCAUGUCGUGCGCACGCUCACCGCCGCGCGGGACAGGGACUACCGCUGCGCGUUCCAGGAGGAGGACGACCAGGGAGUGACGGGCAUCAACCUCUCCAAGGAGCUGCCGGCCGCCGCCGCCAGGGCGCUCCAGGAAAACCUACUCGCCUUCGCCCCCGCCGUGCUGCCGGCGUCGGAGCUUCUCCGGGUGGCCUUCUCCUCCCUCCGGCGCAAGUUCCUGGGCGAGGCCGCGAAGCGCUACCGGCCGGCGUUCGGGCGGGCGUUCCAGCACUUCUGCAUCCACCCCGGCGGGAGCCGGGUGCUGAACGAGGUGCAGCGGGGACUCGGCCUCUCCGACGGCGACAUGGAGGCGUCGCGCAUGACGCUGCACCGGUUCGGCAACAUGUCCGGCAGCUCGCUGCUGUACGAGCUGGCCUACAUCGAGGCCAAGGGCCGGAUGAAGAAGGGCGACCGGGUGUGCAUGAUCGGCUUCAGCCCCGGCAUAGACUGCAGCAGCGUGGUGUGCGAGUGCAUCAGGCCGGCGGCGCGCCCCGACGACGGACCCUGGGCCGGCUGCAUCCACCGCUACCCUGUCCCUUGGAAUCUUUAGCCAUGGAGAUCUUCGUUCGCCACGGGUGGAGAUUUGGCAAUAUAUUGUUGAGCUCUUGAUGAAGAACUUCUGUUUCAAUUCGCUUGGUGUGAACUUUGUUUGCUUGAGACUGUCAAGUCUAGUGAAACUCUGGAAUAAUCAAACAUUCUUGGAUGUAGAGACCGGGGUAUUUUAUUUUCUUAAUGAUAGAGCUCCCUUUAUAUAAAAAAGUAGUAUCAUGUAUCAUACUUCUCUUUUACAUAAGUAGUAUCAUAUAACUUCUUUUACACAGGAGUAUACAAUAGUUUAUUCGUAUCGUCUGAGUACUACAUUUCAGUCCUGUAAGCUAAAUUUGGAGCAUGCAUGAUGCUUUUAAUAAAAAAUGGAGUACGUUCCUCACAA
Panicum virgatum (switchgrass) is the source of this 2502-nucleotide messenger RNA. Its product is annotated as 3-ketoacyl-CoA synthase 6-like. The record is from RefSeq and is a predicted model, not a curated record. The coding region runs from base 718 to 2121 and encodes 467 amino acids. Gene Ontology annotation, molecular function: acyltransferase activity, transferring groups other than amino-acyl groups. Gene Ontology annotation, biological process: fatty acid biosynthetic process. The transcript is spliced from 3 exons. Lineage: Eukaryota; Viridiplantae; Streptophyta; Magnoliopsida; Poales; Poaceae. Gene Ontology annotation, cellular component: membrane.